This is a messenger RNA of Prunus avium (sweet cherry), 1202 nucleotides long. RefSeq names its product F-box/kelch-repeat protein At3g23880-like. The record is from RefSeq and is a predicted model, not a curated record. Lineage: Eukaryota; Viridiplantae; Streptophyta; Magnoliopsida; Rosales; Rosaceae.
AAGGUCUCUAAUCAAAAGCCCUACUUUCAUCCACACCCACCUCAGCCGCACAAUCCAACCCAACAACCAAAACGACUCUCACCUUUUACUACUUAUCUCCACGAAAGCGGACACUGGUAUGAUUUACUCUUUCCGUUGGGACAAUCCCGAGUUCAGUGAGUAUACCCGGCUUAUCGACCGUUUCGCUGACAAUGAAGAACGUUCAGCCUGGUAUCUCAACGUGGUUGGGACUUGUAACGGGCUCGUAUGCCUUUCCUUAGGUUACAAUAAACUAAGAAUUUGGAAUCCCAGUGUUAGAAGGUUUGUGAUUCUGCCAAGCCCUAUUUCUGAGUAUAUAGCUAGGUAUGCCUUUGGCUAUGAUUCGCGUAACAACGACUAUAAGGUUUUGAGAACUGUUAAUUUACCUGGGCAGACCGAAUGUUAUCAAGCAGAGAUUUGGUCCUUAGCUCGGGGCUCGUGGAAGAGUCUUGGAGUUGGAAGUACUGGUCGAGGCUUUUUAUCUGAACUCAUCCAACAGCCUGCUUUUGUCAAUGAUGCUGUGCAUUGGGUUCAACUUAAUACGACGAAGGGGGAAAAUGGAAUUAUGUGGUUUGAUAUGGUGAGUGAAUCGUUUGGCGAGACUAGGAUUCCCCAAUGCGUGACAAAAAUGCUAAUGCUUACCUUAAGACAUGAUGAGAACCUUGCCUUGCUUACAUGGGAUUCUGCAAGCGUAGACCAUCCUUGUUCUUAUGACCUAUGGGUGAUGAAAGAGUAUGGUGUCGAGGAGUCGUGGACUAAACUAUUCAGUGCUCGCCAUCAAGAAUUUAUAAUAAGGCCAUUAUGUUGGAGAAAUAGUGGUGAAAUAGUGUUCAAAAUGUUUGGUGGAGGUCUCCUUUCGUUGGACGUUCAGACUGAACAAAAAAAAUAUCUUACAAGGGAUGGAAACGAUUGCUACUUCUUGGAUUAUUAUGUAGAGAGUCUUGUCUUGCUUGGGGAAGCCAACGCAAUUUCUUACUGAGGAGCAACCAAGAAAUAUCUUUUAUUUUCACUCUCGUUGCAAUGUAGAGACAUUUUGCAUUCUCAAGUGGCCACACGCAUGUCCUGUUUGUUGAGUUGUGGGCGCACAAUCUUCUACUUGUUCUUGGUCUUAUUAUUAUCUUUGCUAGCUGAUGCUGAUCAUGACUAACACUCGUCAACGGGAGCUUUUCUAAUAAGGAUUUGAG